UUCUUACAAACAUGGAAGAAACGAAGAAAAACAGUUGAAAGCUGUAGGUGUGUAUAAUUGGGUUACAAUCUCGUACUUUUUGUUUAUGGUGGCAUUGGUUUGAGGCUUAAGUUACAGAGAAGCAGAAAGAAAGAGAAGGAAAGAUGCGGCUUGGAUUCGUGGGUCCAAGCAUGAGCAUUCGUUCAAAGGCCACAGUCUUUUAUUCAAAAUCCUCUUCCUCUUUUCUUCCUAUUUAUAAACCCCUUCCUCUCUUCAUUUUCUUCUUCACCUCUCAAUUCCCACGUGGACACUCUCCCUUCUUCCCUCUCCCUUCUUCAUCAUAUCUUUUCUUUACCUAUCAAAUUCAAUCAUGUCCAAUUUCAAAUCCAAGUUAUCUCUCACAAGAACUGAUCAAGAUAUGACUGAACAUAUUGAUACUGAUCACAAUGAGUUUCAGGAAUGGAGUUUUCCCCCGCGACAAGUGAAGCCCAUGCCGGAACAAACUUCCAUUUCACCUCGCCCUUUUAAGAAGAUCCGUGACCCUGAAAAUCACGACCCAAUUCACCUAUUGGAUUCAAUUUCUCAUCAUUCAUUUCCUUUCUCGAAUCCAGCUUCCUCUGUUUCUCAUGCUUCUUCUUCCCCUUCCUCUACAACAACUUUAUUUCCUUUUGCUUUGGAACCAUCCCAAUUUCCCCAUCAAUUCAAAACAGAGCAUGUGACACCUAUGAUUCAUCAUCGUCCAUCAUUUCUACCGCAACAUAAUCAGCAGCAGCAGCAAUUGGCGCCACUUGCUUCAACCCAACACGGAUUUGGCUACCCGCCUUACUUCAUGGGAGAGUUUGCAUCGUUUCAACAACAGCAACAACAACAUCAGCAGUUUCUUCAGUAUUGGAAUGAGUCUCUUGAUUUGAACUCAAGAGCAGGGUUUAGGCCUCAGGUGCGGCCUUUAAACGCUACAAAGCUAUACAGAGGAGUGAGGCAGAGACAUUGGGGGAAAUGGGUAGCUGAGAUUCGUCUUCCUCGAAACAGGAAUCGUCUCUGGCUUGGCACUUUCGACACUGCAGAAGAUGCUGCCUUGGCCUAUGAUCGAGAGGCUUUCAAAUUGAGAGGAGAGAAUGCAAGGCUUAAUUUUCCUGAACUGUUUCUGAAUAAAGAUAAAGAAGAAGAAGAAGAAGAAGAAGAAGCCUCACAGACUUCUGCUCCUCAACAGGAUGUAGAGGAUAACAAUCUUGACAAUGACAUAGAAUUAGAGUCCAAUAAUGAGGCUGUGACAGAGGAAAACACACAAGAAGAAGAGGGUAUUUCAAAGUCACAGGAGAUAGUUUGGAGAGAAAUGGCAGAGGCUUGGUUAAAUGCGAUGCCAGCCGGUUGGGGCCCUGGUAGCCCUGUGUGGGAUGAUUUAGACACUACCAAUAAUCUACUGCUGCAGCCACAGCUUCCUUUUGUUAAUUCAAUUCAGCAAGAAUCAUUUGGCUCUGAUAUUCAGAGUCAGCCACUCAACUUAACAUCAGCUUCACCUUCUUCUUCAUCCUGCCCCAUGAAACCUUUCUUUCUCAAGGAUGAAGAUUAAACCUUGACAAGAGAAAAGAAAAAAGGAAAAAAGGCUGCAUCAAAUCAAUGUAGGCAGUGCACUCGUGGGCCAUUUCUUUUUCUUGGUUCCUAUUGUUAGUAUCGGGCACAAGAUUCUAGAGACUAUAACUAUCACUUACAAGCAUGCUUCUGGUUUAGAUUUUUUUUUUUUUCUUUUGUUUUCUUUUGCUUUUUGCUUUUAUGUUGAUGUGUUCUGUGUCUCUACUGCACUGCUAUGUUUUAGUUUUAUAAGCGCCGGCCAGCGUAGCAGGAGACAGUUUGGUGAUCUCCUCUUCAUUGGGUCCAUCAUCCAUCAGGGGCUCUGUUUUUUGGCCAAGAGGAUGGCAUGGAAGCACAUUCUAAUUUUCAUAUUUCACACCAACCUUUUAGCUUCCCACCAUACUGUAAUAUAAUCUUAAUUAUUACAUUAUAUAUUUUCUUUCUA
Molecule: messenger RNA, 1993 nt
Organism: Benincasa hispida (wax gourd)
Lineage: Eukaryota; Viridiplantae; Streptophyta; Magnoliopsida; Cucurbitales; Cucurbitaceae
Product: ethylene-responsive transcription factor ERF054-like
Biological process (GO): regulation of DNA-templated transcription
Cellular component (GO): nucleus
Molecular function (GO): DNA-binding transcription factor activity; DNA binding
Source: RefSeq, a predicted model, not a curated record